AUGAGACUCUACACUUCCUUGUGUAAAGGCUUUCAGUCCCAUAGAUUCGGCUAUGACAAAUUCGUUACGUAUCUUCUAGUGUUGAUCAAAGAAAAGAAGAGUCUUUAUCAUCGCUUCAUACGAUUUGCCAACGGUACUGACAAAGAAGAACAAGAAGAUGAAGUUGGAGAGACCCGACACGGUGAAGACACACUUAGUGAUCCAAAGAUUGGAACAUGUCCUGAGUUUAGGGUUAAAGUAGAUGAGAUCCCGGAAGAACGAGGGGUGGAUGAGACCAACUUGGAGAGAAAGAAUAAGAAAAGAAUCUUGUCUCCAAAGGAUUUGAACCUCCCUCUGAAGAAAAGGAAAAGGUCUAGACGAGUGACACCUAACUAUAGGCUUAUCCCCGAGGAGCUACGGUCACCGGUCUCAGACCCGGUUCUGAACAACACGUAUGUUGUGAAGAGAUACGAUUUCGAGGGAGGUAAGGUGCUAACCGGAGUCGAAGAAGAGAUGAUUAAAUGCGAAGAUCAGAUGUACGAGGCGGAUAUGUUGAUGAGUGCUUUGAGAAGUGCAGUGGACAAUGCGGAGAGAGUUAUGAGGGGAGAGAUGAGAGUGGAAGAUCUUGGUGUGAAGUUUUACAGAUGCAUUGAAGUGUUAUAUGAUGGAGACAUGUUUGAGAUAGUGAGAGAAGAUCACCAAGGAGCUUUACCUGUGAUCUUGAUACGGUUGAAUCAGAAACUGCGUGAGCUUACGGUUGCUCGAGAACGCUGGAAACGUGGCUGGAAGAAAACUUUUAAAAGACUUUCUCCAACGCAAAUAGAUUCCGUUGCACACAAAUCUCAAGUGAAGUGA
Molecule: messenger RNA, 834 nt
Organism: Camelina sativa (false flax)
Lineage: Eukaryota; Viridiplantae; Streptophyta; Magnoliopsida; Brassicales; Brassicaceae
Source: RefSeq, a predicted model, not a curated record